AAAAUAAAUUUCCUAAGAAACUCUUGAUUUCUUUCAAAAUUGUUUUAUAAUAUUUACCCUUAAACCAUGGCCUUAAAACAGAAUUUAUCUUCUUACCAUAAAAAUACUUUAUUGAAAAUCACCAUUAUCUCAGUGAUUUUGGUUGGUACAUUUGUUGUCUCAACAUCGGCUAAAAAUUUGGAUUUAGACUCACAACAACAGCUACAACAUCAUAAUAGUCAUCAUCACAGUCAUAAUAGACGUUUGCAACGUCGCGAUUCUACUCUUAUAGAAUCGACGAAUCAACAUUGUAAUGAGGUUCGCGAUUAUUUUGAAUCGAUUGAUAUACAAUUGCCGCAACAUUUUAAUGAAAAAGGUUCACAAUGUGGCGGUCAAUGUUGUUCGAAUUCAACAGAAAUCGAUUUAAGAAAAAAGGCCACAACAGUAUUUGAACGUCUAUUGCAUCAUCAUACAAAAAGUUUACGUGGCAUUUUAGAAUCAACAGCAAAUUUAUUUCAAUCUCACAUUUUGGAAUUGACUCAACAGUCAGAGAAUAGAACAAUAAAUAUAUUCUCCCAAGUGUAUAAGCGCAUGUUACCUUUAUCACGCAAAUUGAUUGUACAAUUAUAUUCAGAAAUUAUAAGCAAUUUAAAAUCAAGUGAAACGGUUAGUGCCACCUCUUUGGAAAAUGCCAUCCACAAGUUCUUUGUGAAUUUAUUCCCGGUGGCCUAUCAUCAAGUGGUGCAUUUGAAUAAGCAAAGUUAUGGUGAAUUACAUGAAGACUAUAUUAAUUGUUUGAAACACACAUAUGAUGAUCUGCAGCCAUUUGGUGCCAUACCCAAAGAAAUUACACGCAAUUUAGUACAAAGUCUACAAACGGCUCAUAUUUUCAUCAAUGCUUUGUAUCAAAGUGCUGAAGUUUUAAGUGAAACUGAUGAAUUAUAUGCCACACAUUUGAGUGAGAGCUGUCAGAAGCAUUUGCUUAAAAUGAGUUAUUGUCCCAGUUGUAAUGGUCUACAAAAGACGCAUGUUAAGCCCUGUUACAGUUAUUGCAUGAAUGUAUUAAGAGGCUGUUCGGCUCAAUAUGCUGGUGUCUUGGAUAGUCCUUGGUCAAAUGUUGUUGAUGCCAUUGAUAAUUUGGUCACAACACAUAUACGUUCUGAUACUGGCAUUGUUACAGUUAUUAAACAAUUGGAUAAUAAACUAUCAGAAACAAUAAUGAGAGCUAUGGAAAAUGGUCCUGAAUUGGAAAAGAAGGUGAAAAAGACCUGUGGUACUCCUAAAUUAUUGGCCUCAUUAAGUAUGGAACAAGAACCUAAACCACCAAUGCCACACAAUAUCAAAUGGGCCACACCUGCCGAUUCGGAAAUUUUGCGUUUUCUUUCCACCAUCGACAAAUCAAAGGAAUUCUACUCAAACAUUGUCAAUAAUUUCUGCGAAGAUGAAGAUAUCCAAAGAAAUGAUCGUCACUGUUGGAUUGGUGAUCGUGUUGGUGACUAUACACAAUUGGUUAUGACCGCUGGCAUUGAUACGCAACGUUAUAAUCCCGAAGUCCCAUUGGAACCAAAUUCUCAACCCUCAAAACUAAAUGAAUUAGUUGAUAAAUUAUUGAAAAUACGCAAAAAUAUUGCAACAGCGAUACCCUCUACUACUAGGACAAUCAAUGACAUUCAAAGUGAUAUGGCUGGCCAUGAUGAUGAAGGUUCUGGUCGCAUGACAGAUGAUGUCGACGAUGAAGAAUAUCAUAUGCAAGGCUCAGGAGAUGGCUCUGGUGGAGAUCAUCCUUCUCUCGCCUUUAAUCCACGCUCUGAGUCUGAUCCUACUGAAAAUGAGAUUGUACCUGCGGUAGGAACUGGCGGUAGUUCUGCCACAACAAUACACAUGAGUUUGACAGCUUGUCUAAGCGCCAUACUAGUCAUACAAUUAUUAACAACGAUACGAUUUUUUAAGUUAUAUUAAAAAUAUUACUGAAAAAAUCCAAAGGGUGCAACUCUGUUUUAUAAAUUAUGUAGUUUAUAUAUAAAUUUAAAAUAUAUAUAUACAAAUUAACAACUCGAACUCGACUAAAUGCAAACUAAACUUGCUCUUAAAAUACUCUUAGAGAGUAACAGUAAAGAAAUUCUUUAAAAUGAUUUUUAACAAAAAUUGACAAAAUACAAAAAAAAAACAGCAAUAACAAGUGCAAGAAAUUCUUUAAAGAACGUAUUUUCAAAAUAAUUUAAUAAAAAAAGUGAUAAAAAAUAAAGUUGAAAAACUUUAUAAAAAAAAUUAAUAAAAACAAAAUACGAAAAUAUGUUAAAUGUAUACAAGAACAUUAAAAUACAAAAAGAAAACUUACGUACAUAACAUAAUUUGAAUCUAAAGAAAGUCCAAAGAGCUCUAAAUAAAAUGUAAAUCUUUUAAUAGAAAUUAAAAACAAAACAAAAAGAGAACUUGUUUUUAGGCAAUUAACAAAUUUUUAGAAUUAAACGAAAAAAAAAAGAAAAUUAAAUAUAACAAAAACUACUUGGCGUUAAAGUCUCCACAUAAUUCCCCCAUUAAACUGUUGGAAACAUGCAACCCUGUUAAGGAAACAAGUCAAAACCGUUAAACUAAAACAGGGUUGUUUUGUUAAAAUAGUCCAGCAAACAUUUUUACUCACAAAAUAAAGAACACAAGCAAAACUAAGAAAAAAAGGUGCCAUAAACA
This is a messenger RNA of Lucilia cuprina (Australian sheep blowfly), 2667 nucleotides long. It is a transcript of the gene dally, whose product is annotated as division abnormally delayed protein. NCBI's taxonomy places the organism in Eukaryota, Metazoa, Arthropoda, Insecta, Diptera, Calliphoridae. The transcript has 10 exons. The record is from RefSeq and is a predicted model, not a curated record. Gene Ontology annotation, biological process: regulation of protein localization to membrane; cell migration; positive regulation of canonical Wnt signaling pathway. Bases 67 to 1938 code for a protein of 623 amino acids. Gene Ontology annotation, cellular component: extracellular region; plasma membrane; cell surface.